Parasteatoda tepidariorum (common house spider) is the source of this 972-nucleotide messenger RNA. RefSeq names its product pre-miRNA 5'-monophosphate methyltransferase. Lineage: Eukaryota; Metazoa; Arthropoda; Arachnida; Araneae; Theridiidae. Gene Ontology annotation, biological process: tRNA modification; negative regulation of pre-miRNA processing. The record is from RefSeq and is a predicted model, not a curated record. Gene Ontology annotation, cellular component: cytoplasm. Gene Ontology annotation, molecular function: tRNA (guanine(46)-N7)-methyltransferase activity; O-methyltransferase activity.
ACGAGAGCUACCAUAAUCUCUAUCAAUAUUGAUUGAUGUAAACAAUAAGUCCCACUUCUUAGUUGAAAUAUAGCUUUAAAUUAAGCGCGAUUAAUGUCAAAUAUUUACAUAUCCGUAUAAUAAACUCGUUAAUGAAUUGUAUAAUCAUAUUACACAAUUUAUUAAAUAUUUGAACUAUGGAAUCAAAUUCCAAUAAUGAAGUAAAAAUAAUUUCGAGCAAUUGCAAUGAAUUUGAACCAGGAGCUGCACGAUUUGGAAAUUUUAUCAAUUAUUACACUUUCAAUUCUGUUUCUAAGCGUUUACAAGCCCUGCCUAGUGACUUACCAUCAAAUAUAAAAGUAGAUCACGAACCCAUCGUUUGUUUGGAUAUAGGAUGCAAUUCUGGUGAUUUAACUGUUGCACUUUAUUCGCAUCUGGCUACUUCAUAUCCAAACAGACAAAUUUAUAUGCUUGGGAUAGAUAUCGACAAUGUCCUCAUUACACGCUGCAAUGAAUCAAAUAAAAAUGAAGCAAAUAUCACGUAUGAACAAAUAGAUAUCAUGAACGAGAAUGCUCUACAAAAACUGAAGUCAUACCUCGAGCUACAUAAGAAAUCUGAAUUUGAUAUCGUUACAUGCUUUUCUACGACUAUGUGGAUACAUUUAAAUAAUGGUGAUGAUGGACUUAAUUAUUUUCUUAGAAUUGUAUCUAAUUUGUCUAAGCAUUUGCUUAUUGAACCGCAAGAAUGGAAAUGCUAUAGAUCAGCAGUCAGAAGAAUGACUCGCUUACAUAGAGAAAAGUUUGACGUUCAGUUGUUGAAAAUAAGAAACAUUUCUGAACAUUUAAUUCUGUUUUUGUCUACACAUUGUGAUAUGUAUUUAAAAGAAUGUUUGGGGGAAACUUCAUGGGGUAGAAAGCUAUACUUUUUUAAGAAAUCUUGAUAUUUUAUGUAAUUUUAUAACAUAAAAAUUUUAUGAAAUAAAAUUAUUUUAA